Molecule: messenger RNA, 1105 nt
Organism: Cornus florida
Lineage: Eukaryota; Viridiplantae; Streptophyta; Magnoliopsida; Cornales; Cornaceae
Exons: 2
Coding region: 51-752 (233 amino acids)
Source: RefSeq, a predicted model, not a curated record
CAUUAAUUUACAUCGAUAGAUCAAUUAUUAGUUGGAAAUUAAUAAAAGAAAUGCAAUCAAGAUUAGCAGCAACCGUUUGGAGAUCAAGUACUCGACUCCUCAUUUCUGAGUCCCCAACUAGUCCACGAAAAUUUGCCUCACCACCAAUCCCAACUCGUCUCCCAGCUGAUCCUGCCAUUUAUUCUGGUGACCCUCAAGGCAAAGAGGGUGUAAAGGCUCAAUGUGAAGAGAAGAAAGAAAUAGAGCGCAAACUCCGCAAAGAAUUAAACGACCCAUAUGUCCCACCAAAACCACCACACUCACCAUCUCCAAAGCUAAAGCACACUGAGCUGAACCAACCCAUAGAUCCAACCACCCAACAAAAGCGCCGCAACACCACCACUAGCAGUGCCAACACAGGCCAGCUCCAAGACAUGAGCUGCACGGGUUUCUUCCCGUGGGUAGAGGACAGAGAGGAGCAGGGGAGGGAACAAGAGGAGGAUGACAAGGAGUACUUUAAGCACCACAAAGCAUCGCCGUUGUCGGAGAUAGAGUUGGUGGACACGAGGAAGCCGGUCAGUCGGGCCAUGGACGGGUUUGCAGAUUAUUACUACAGAGGAGAACGUGUGGUGCUGUGGAGGCCGGAGCAGCUUGACACUGCUGAGGAGGCGCUCAUGAGGGCUACUCAGAUAUGGAAGCAGAAUGCAAUGAGGGGUGAUCCGGAUUCUCCACAUGGUAGGGUUCUCAGAGCCCUUCGUGGUGAAGAUUGGUGAUAUAUAUAUAUAUAUAUAUAUAUUCUACUGAGUUUGGAGUGGGGCUUUACUGAUUUAAUUAUCGAGGGUGGUUGUAAAGUGCUCCUCGAUUCAAACAGUCCUCAAAGCUGCAUCAUUGUACCAUUCAAAAAAAAGCUGCAUCAUUGCCAUUUGGGAAGAUAUUAACUUUCUGCUUUUUCAGUUCAAAUGGGCAUCCUUGAAUUGGGUUGGUAGAAAUGCUAAUUCUGUUGCUCAUGUAUUGAGUCACUUAGAUUUAAAAGAGAAGAGUGAUAUAAUAUUUGAUCUUGCUAUUCGUGAUUCAAGAAGCAGUCUUGGUGGACUACCAAAAUAUGUAUUGUGUUUUCCUUUGAAUC